Molecule: messenger RNA, 635 nt
Organism: Balaenoptera ricei (Rice's whale)
Lineage: Eukaryota; Metazoa; Chordata; Mammalia; Artiodactyla; Balaenopteridae
Product: NF-kappa-B inhibitor-interacting Ras-like protein 1
Exons: 1
Coding region: 1-573 (190 amino acids)
Biological process (GO): canonical NF-kappaB signal transduction
Molecular function (GO): GTPase activity; GTP binding
Source: RefSeq, a predicted model, not a curated record
AUGGGAAAGGGCUGUAAGGUUGUGGUUUGUGGCUUGUUAUCUGUGGGGAAAACGGCAAUUUUGGAGCAGCUCCUUUAUGGGAGUCAUGCUAUUGGAAUGGAGGACUGUGCAACAAUGGAAGAUGUGUAUAUGGCUGCAGUGGAAACAGAUCGGGGAGUCAAGGAACAGUUACGUCUUUACGACACCCGAGGCCUACAGGAAGGCGUGGAGCUGCCAAAGCAUUAUUUUUCAUUUGCUGAUGGCUUUGUUCUUGUGUACAGUGUGAAUAACCUUGAAUCCUUUCAAAGAGUGGAGCUUCUGAAGAAAGAAAUUGAUAAGUUCAAAGACAAAAAAGAGGUGGCCAUUGUCGUGUUAGGAAACAAAACUGACCUUUCUGAGCAGAGACAAGCGGACGCCGAAGUGGCACAGCCGUGGGCCAGGAGCGAGAAGGUGCAUCUGUGGGAGGUGACGGUCCGCAAGUCCCUGAUCGAGCCCUUCACCCUGCUAGCCCGCAAACUCUCCCAGCCCCAGAGCAAAGCGAGCUUCCCUCUGCCUGGGAGGAGAAGCAAAGGCAACUCCAGCUCUGAGAACUAAACCCUAGGGUGCACAACUGUCCCUUGAAUGGUGACUGCCUCGAGGUGUCUGUGAACUCAUGU